UGGUGCUUUGUACCAUCAAAUUUUUUUACACACGGCUUCUUAAAAGUCAGUAAAAGAUGACAAAGUGUGGUUUACUCUGUAAACAUAAUUGUCAGAGUAAUUAACGUGGUUACAUGUUAGUAAAACAGCCACGAUGCAACAUUUCUCAUGGUUGCUUUGAGCUAGCUAGUACUAGCUAGCUAAGCAGUGGUCAGUGCAGCAUUAGCACGAAGGAACAAAUAUUGACUCUCUUCCGCUCAGACUCCUGACAUGGGGAGUAAAAUUUCCUUCAGCAGAAGAAGCAGUGAGCAAUACACAGUCUCUGAGUUGACACCUGUGACAUCGCGUCCUCGAAGCUCCUUUCAAGUACCAACAGACAGCAAACAGGAAACUGGUGGUACAAUGUGUAGUGAGGAGAGUCAGGAUUCCAAAUGGGAUGAGGAAACCAAAGUAACAAAUACAAGUGAACUUUCAACUGAUCCCCCUCCAUCAUACACUCUAAAAUCUGUAGAACCUGCUGAUACCAUCCGGCAAUCUGAUGAACCUAUCUUCUCAGAGGUAGGGAUGGAAGGGGAGUCUGAAUUGACGCCUGCAAGUGUGUGCAAGUCAACUUGUAGACAACAUGUAAGCGUUCGAAAGAAACCUGGCCGUCCUAAAAAGAAAAAACCCUUGUUGAAUGAGAUCGAAGUCAAAGCAAAUGUUGACGGACUCGUGGCAGGUCAAGAUGAAGAUAUCGCCCAUACAGCACCAGAGCCAACAUACAAUGGUGACACUGUGUCCAACAAUUUAAGUGAAUCACUUCUUGAUAAGACUCCUGGAACAUAUGAAAUAUCGGAUGGACAACCAGAAGAUGAUGUUUCAUUGCUGGAGAAACCAAAAAGAAGCAGACGAAGGAGACACACAUUUUCAGAGGUUUCAGAGGUUCCAAUUGUUAAUAACCUUAGGAGUUCUAAAAAACGGAGUAGUAACAGGGAACAAGCAAUGGAUAAAAACACCGAUGUUAUAGCUGACCCAAAGGAAAUGGAGGUUUUGCUGACUCCAAAGAGAAAUAAAAGAAGAAGAAGAUCAAAGUUGCGAAUCGCUCAGAAAGUCCCUGCUAAAGUGUCCAAUUUGGCAUGCUUAUCCACUGACUCACACUCUAUGGCUGUAGAAGACAUAGUCAAGCAGGGAGUUGAGGACACAGAGCACCUUCAUCCAAAUAAAAACUCAAGCCACCUGUCCCUUUGUCCUGUAGCGAAAGACACUGUUAAACAGGUGGGAAGAAAUUGUGCAAAUGUGCAGGUGAUACCAAAUGGAGAUGGAGACAACUUGUCCCUGCAGUCUGUAGUAAGAGAAACUGUUGAGCACAUGGAUAGCGAGCAUCCUCAAGCUCAUUCCGAUGGCAAGGACGGUCCAGUAUUUGAAAACCCAAAAAGACAGCCAGUGGAUGAAAAUGUUCUUCAAGAGUCACAGUCUCAUAGCAAUCUCUACAAUUUAGAGACCACCAGCCUUCCACAAGUGACAGGGCCAGGUUGCAAUGACAUUGAAGCAUCUUCUGCAGAUCUCCCUGAAACUGACAUCAAACUUGAGAACACAGAAGUAGAGCUGGAUCAAUUGGGUCCUGUGUCAAAGUCUAUAAAUAAUCGUACAUGUUUACAAAAUACCAAAAUGACGAUUGGUUCGCAAGGGCCCAGCCAUCAAAAAAUCAUUUUCAGGCGCAAAAGAGGCCGCAAGAGGAGACAGAGAUUAUCCAAUGUUUCGCUACACGUAUCCAACACUAAAGCAGAAGCAGACACAAAUACGGACAACAACAUAAAUGUCAUCCACAUCCGUAAAGGGACAAAAACUCUGUUGAAAUGUGGUUUUUGUGGUCGCACAUAUAAGUUCAUGUCUCAGUUAGUCAUACAUCAACGCGUUCAUACAGGAGAGAGACCCUUUGUAUGCCCUGAAUGUGGCAAAACUUUUAGCAAGAACUCCAACUUAAAUUUGCAUCUAAAGACACACAAGAAGAAUAUCUUAACUAAGAAAUGUACAUCUUGCAGAAAGACUUGCUCCCCUGACGAAUAUCUAAUCCACAUGAAGAUGCAUGCUGAAGCGCUGGAACAUGAAGAAAUUUUGAAAACAGAAAACACGAACACAGAUGUAAUUCCCGGUAAAAAUCCUAAGAGAGCUUUGGACCCUGACAAGAAUGAAAGCAAAGUGUGUCUAUACUGUGGGAAAUCCUUCAGGUUUCAGUCUGCCCUUGUAAGGCACGAGCGCACCCACACCGGAGAAAAGCCUUACAAAUGUGAUCUCUGUCACAAGGCCUUUCCCCUGAGCUAUUUGCUCCGCGGACAUGAGAUGACCCAUUGGUCGGUGAAGCAGUACAACUGCACAGGCUGUAGAAAGUCCUUCAGCCAUUACGGCAACGCGAAAAACCAUACAUGUAGACCUCCUAGAAGCAGCAAGCCCAGCAAACGGAUAGCAGGAGAGUCUUUGCUAAUGUACACAUGCCCCAUUUGCAAAGCUGUUAUGGACAGCCUGCCAAAGUUAAAAAAUCACAUGAAAGAUCACAUUGGGACAAACCUUUAUCUUUGUUUGCUGUGUGAAAAGCUUUUUGGUGAGCUGUCUGAAUUUAAUGCCCAUUGUGGUCAGUGUCAUGGCGAGAAAAAUGUCCCCGGUAUUGCAGCGAGAGAGGGAAUGGCAUUAGUAGAGUACACCGAAGCGAAACAUAAGUUUUUAUCAGAGGAAAAAUCGGACUCCAAUCUCAAAAGCAAUUAUGAAAUCCUCAAACGACCAUCUUCCCUACUUAACCCCAAGAUAUGUUCCUCCAAGUCAAAAAAAACAUUCCGGUCAAAAGUGGCACCAUCUCAUCAGCUCUCAUGUUUUGUGUCCAAGUUGAACAAACUGGACAACCGAUCGGACCCCAGGAAGUAUUUAUGCCCUAGUUGUGGCCGACUUUUUAGGCACAUGGGCAGGCUCCGAGCCCACAUGCUCACUCACGAUCCCCAGCAAAGUUACGCCUGCUCUUGUUGUGGCAAAACUCUUGAAAACUGGACCAAACUGUGGCGUCAUCAGAGAAUCCACCGUCAGCGACAAGGACGCUUCAAGUGUCCUUUGUGCUCCAAAGGAUUCAGAUUUGUCCAGUCGUACAAACAACACAUGAGUGAGCACAGAGACUUCCGCUGGAUUCAGUCAAAGUCUAAGAGAGUGUUUCUACCUUAUAAUUGUGAUCAGUGCAGAUGUAGUUUUAAAACCCUUGAUUUGCUGUUCGGUCACCAGCUUUGUCAUUUCUCAGCAGACGACAUGCACAAAGACUGUGACUUUAACCUGUUCUUAGAUGAUCAUUGUACACAAUCUAAUAACCCAACCACAAACCAUCAUGUAAUGACACUGUGUCCUGAACAUGAGGACCCUGUGUCAACAGUCCAGAAAGACAAAUCUCUUUUGCAACCACAAGACAAAGACUUGCAACAAAAAUACUCCCCUAUACUGACUUUAAAUUCAUUUCAUCAAGAUCAUGAUCUUGGUUUGGAUAAGACUGCCUAUUGUCCAAAAAAACUGAAUAUCACACAAGACAAAGCAUCAAAGUGCCACAGACUUGAAGGCAAAGUAACAAAAAAGCCAAAUGUAUCGUUGAGAACUGUAGACAAACCUUCAACCCCCCAAAAAGAGUCUUCACAAGGCUUUAUGUGUGCUAUGUGUGGUAAGGAAUAUACAGCAGUUUCAGACCUUUAUCAGCAUUAUUUGGAGCAUGCCAGAGGUCUGGUGUAAAAAGUAGGAUAUAACAUGAUAACUUUUUAUAUUAUAUGAAAUGUUUUUGGACUGAAUUAGAGCACAUUGUAGCCAUAAUUUGAUUGUAAAAAUAAGAGCUAUAACAUUUUUCUUUUUCAGAGCUGUACAUAUAGAACCACAAUCACAAGUUGUUUACAUGACAUUGCAGUAUAAAUUGUACAUAACAUACUGUCAGUUAUUGACCUCUUGUCCCCUCCUGCUGCAUUCUCUUUUCAUACUAUAAUGUCAACAUAAUGUCAAGCAAGAGGCUUUUAAGAUAUGUACAUGUGCUAUAGUUAACACAACUUUUACCCAAAAGUGUAACUGCAUUAGUUAAUUUUCGUAAGUUACAUCAUGUGUUCAUUUGCUGAUAAGGUUACAUUUUUCCUGUUUUAAUUCUGCAGUAUAUGUUUGUCAUCACCAAUAAAGGUCUGCACUAUUUUGA
This is a messenger RNA of Nerophis lumbriciformis (worm pipefish), 4156 nucleotides long. RefSeq lists its product as uncharacterized. Lineage: Eukaryota; Metazoa; Chordata; Actinopteri; Syngnathiformes; Syngnathidae. Gene Ontology annotation, molecular function: RNA polymerase II cis-regulatory region sequence-specific DNA binding; DNA-binding transcription factor activity, RNA polymerase II-specific. Gene Ontology annotation, biological process: regulation of DNA-templated transcription. The record is from RefSeq and is a predicted model, not a curated record.